CUCUGACCAGGCAACCAGCGAGGGAAGGGAAAAAGUCGGAAGGAGCGCACGGAGAAUCGUUUUGUAUGGGCGCGAAAGAUGGCGGGACGGUGCCGGGGACGAUGGGCUCCCAGGACGUGCUCAGGGAUACCGCCAAGCUGGCUUCUUCCAACGCCCUCUUGCAGGUGCUAUUCCGGCUAAUUACCUUUGGCUUAAAUGCUUUUACUUUACGUUAUGUAUCAAAAGAAAUAAUUGGUCUUGUGAAUGUAAGACUGACACUGCUUUAUUCCACAAUAGUUUUCUUAGCCAGAGAAGCAUUCCGUAAAGCUUGUUUGAGUGGGAGCUCAAGGAGAAACUGGACCCAAACAUUUAAUCUAUUAUGGCUAACAAUUCCUUUGGGCGUAUGUUGGUGUGUAUUCCUGGGCUGGAUCUGGCUAGACAUACUUGAAGUUCCUAGUGAAAAUGCAGUUCCUUACUAUAAUUUUGGAGUACUUGCUUUUUGUCUUUCCGCUGUGAUUGAACUUCUGGGUGAACCUUUUUGGGUUUUAGCUCAAAUACAUUUACUUGUCCGGCUAAAGGUGAUUGCUGAGAGUUUGUCAAUCCUUUGCAAAUGUGUUUUGACAGUUCUUCUAGUAGUUUUGUAUCCACACUGGGGGCUCUAUAUCUUUUCUUUGGCUCAGCUUUUGUACACUACCAUUCUAGUAUCAUGUUAUAUAAUAUAUUUCAUGAAAUUUUUGGGUUCUCCUGAAGCAAACAAAAAAUCAUUUCCUAUUACUAGAAUGGUUUCUUUUUUACCUGCUUUGGGAAAAAAUGAGGAUAUUAUUAAUUGGAAUGAAGCAAGGCUGACUUGGAGCUUCUUUAAGCAGUCAUUCCUAAAACAGGUUUUAACAGAGGGUGAAAGAUAUGUGAUGACUUUCCUGAAUGUAUUAAAUUUUGGAGACCAAGGUGUAUAUGAUAUUAUAAACAAUCUUGGUUCUUUGACAGCUAGAUUUAUAUUUUUACCAAUAGAAGAGAGUUUUUAUGUAUACUUUGCUAAAGUUCUAGAACGUGGGAAAGAUACUAAGUUGCAAAAACAGGAUGAAAUUUCGAUGGCAGCUACUGUAUUAGAAUCGCUGUUGAAACUAGUGCUUUUGAUUGGCUUAACCAUUACAGUAUUUGGUUUUGCCUAUUCGCAGUUGGCACUGGAUGUUUAUGGAGGAUCAAUGCUCAGUUCAGGAUCAGGUCCAGCUCUCCUUCGUUGGUAUAGUUUGUAUGUCUUGCUGCUUGCUGUUAAUGGGAUAACAGAAUGUUUUACAUUUGCUUCAAUGUCUAAAGAAGAAGUGGACAGGUAUAACUUUGUCAUGCUGGCUUUGUCCUUUGCAUUUUUGUGCAUGUCCUAUUUCUUGACCUCUUGGCUAGGGAGCAUAGGAUUUGUCCUUGCCAACUGCUUCAAUAUGGGGAUCCGAAUUUUACACAGCCUCCACUACAUCUAUAGAUACUUUGGAUGCAGCCCUUACAGACCUUUGAAGGGCCUUCUUAUUUCACGAUUCCUGGUUGUUGUUUAUCUCAUCAGUGGGAUGAGCACUAAGGUUUCAGAGGUGUUUCUUUGCUGUGAUAAAGGGUGGAUGGCCAGAUUAAUUCAUGUCACAGUUGGAGCACUUUGCCUUACAGCAACUCUCACGACAAUAUUUUUCACAGAGACAAACCUAAUCCAUUUUGUUAGAAUGCAUAUUUUAUCAAGAUAUUCCAAAGAACAAUUAAAAUAAUGUUAAGUA
This is a messenger RNA of Pseudonaja textilis, 1733 nucleotides long. It is a transcript of the gene RFT1, whose product is annotated as RFT1 glycolipid translocator homolog. Gene Ontology annotation, biological process: dolichol-linked oligosaccharide biosynthetic process; glycolipid translocation. The record is from RefSeq and is a predicted model, not a curated record. Lineage: Eukaryota; Metazoa; Chordata; Lepidosauria; Squamata; Elapidae. Gene Ontology annotation, cellular component: endoplasmic reticulum membrane.